AUGGAGGGAGAAAGUAUCGGAGUGGAGAGAGAAGGUAUCGGAGUGGAGAGAGAAAGUAUAGGAGUGGAGAGAGAAAGUAUCGGAGUGGAGAGAGAAAGUAUCGGAGUGGAGAGAGAAAGUAUCGGAAUGGAGGGAGAAAGUAUCGGAGUGGAGAGAGAAAGUAUCGGAGUGGAGAGAGAAAGUAUCGGAGUGGAGAGAGAAAGUAUAGGAGUGGAGAGAGGAAGUAUCGGAGUGGAGAAAGAAAGUAUCGGAGUGAAGAGAGAAAGUAUCGGAGUGGAGAGAGAAAGUAUCGGAGUGGAGAGAGGAAGUAUCGGAGGGGAAAGAGAAAGUAUUGGUAUAGAGACAGAAAGUAUCGGAGUGGAGAGAGAAAGUAUCGGAGUGGAUAGAGAAAGUAUCGGAGUGGAGACAGAAAGUAUCGGAGUGGAGAGAGAAAGUAUCGGAGUUGAGAGAGAAAUUAUCGGAGUUGAGAGAGAAAUUAUCAGAGUGGAGAGAGAAAGUAUCGGGGUGAAGAGAGAAAGUAUCGGAGAGGAGAGAAAAGGUUUCAAAUUGGAGAGAGAGAGUAUCGAAGUGGAAAGAGAAGUUAACGGAGUGUCGAGAGAAGGUAUCAAAAAAGACUGGAUUGUCAUCGGGUCGCAGAGGAACUUUAUCAAAGUUAAGAGGGAUAGUAUCGGAGGAGAGAGGGAAUUACUGGAGUGGAGAAGAAACAUAUCGUAG
Messenger RNA from Pecten maximus, 714 nucleotides. RefSeq lists its product as uncharacterized. The record is from RefSeq and is a predicted model, not a curated record. NCBI's taxonomy places the organism in Eukaryota, Metazoa, Mollusca, Bivalvia, Pectinida, Pectinidae. The transcript has a single exon. Bases 1 to 714 code for a protein of 237 amino acids.